AUGGCCGACGAACCACGAAGAUCGGGGCGAGCCACCAAAGGCCAGCACAAGAAUCUUGAGCUCGUUCAAGACAUUCCCGCAAAGAAAGGCAAAAAGGGUCAGUCCAAGGAGAAGUCCGCAAAGCCCUCUGUCGAGCCCACCCCGACUCCAAGCGAAGGAAACGAAGAGGAAAUCAUUCGAUGUAUAUGUGGCGAAUAUGAGGAGGAAGAGGAUAUUGAGAGAGAUAUGAUCUGCUGCGAUCAGUGCUCGGCAUGGCAGCACAAUGACUGCAUGGGUUUGACCUUUGCUAAGGGUGAGGAGCCUGAAGAAUACUAUUGCGAACAGUGCAAACCCGAAAAUCACCGGGAACUCUUGGAGAAGAUGGCGCGGGGUGAGAAACCAUGGGAAGAAGCUGCCCGACGACGACAGCAGGAGAUAGAAGAAAAAAAGGCUGCGAAACGGAAAAAGGGCAAGAAAGGCAAGAAGGGUGGUGCGAGACCCAGCGAUAUUAAACCCGAGACUAGUGCGCCGUCAACACCUGCUGCGUCAGAAACACCUGCUGCGCCAUCCGUAUCCAGGCCUUCGGUCGAUGACAAGACUCCUGCUCCUGCUCCUGCUCCUAGUGAGACAACCACCAACGCAAAGGGUGUCAGUACUCAAAAGCGAAAGUUCGACGAACACCAAGAGCCAUUUACGCCAGAAGCUGGCCCUAAACAAAAACAGCAACGACUAUCAGAACCGAGGAAGUCCGUUGAUAAAACGGCCAAGGCCUCCCCUUCCGAGUCGCAAAAGCCUAGCAUAAUCGAGUUACGGACUGGGGUGGCUGAGAAGCCUGAAGAUAUCAGUAGUGCAGCUCGCAGAAGAGCCGCAGAUGCCUUGGUUGGUAUAUUCAAAGAGCAGGUGACCUCAGCCCAGAAGCAAGCUGCUUACAGUGUUCCACCCGAAAAGACGGAGGAAGAUGUUGCCCGUCCUCUGGGUCUCUCUGUUGAACACGCGAUGUAUGUGAAUCUAUGUGGUGGAUCUGGGGAGCCGAACGACGCCUACAAAAACCAGCUGCGUUCGAUCAUGUUUAAUGUAAAGGCCAAUUCUUCGCUACGGGACCGGCUACUCAGUGGAAGUCUUGCUCCUUCUACACUUGCCACGAUGUCCUCUCAAGAUAUGGCCAGCGAGGAGCAACAGCAGAAAGAUGCAGAAAUAAAGAGGGCGGCAGAAAAGCAGCACAUUAUCAUGCAGGAACAAGGGCCACGGAUCAGACGUACGCACAAGGGCGAGGAGGUUAUCGAAGGUGAUGGCGAAACAGGGACAUCCGAGUCAAUAUUUUCAUCUACUGCUGUACGUCGUCCUACUCUUGAUGCCGAGAAUGCUAUCCCUGAGAGCCCGACUGGCUCGAAGGUGUCACAGCCAUCAGCCGAACCCACAGGAAAGCCUUCAGUUGAAACGCACGUUGUAUCGAACGGCGAUGCCAACCGUUCCCACUCUCCCGGAUUUCCAACUCAGGAUGGCCUGUUUCCCGAGGUACCUGCUCAUUUACACCAGCCUCUACCUGUAGGUGCAAAAGUUCAAGCCGACGAAGAAAUUGACAAGCUAUUAAAAGACGAGGAUGUAGAAUCCCCUCCCUACUCACCAAAAGAUCUCCAUGCUGGAAGUGAUAUCUGGUUUGGCAAGCUAAGCAUGAGCGCCAUUGCGGAGUUUAGAUCGGUCGGUAGGCAUAUUGCUGGUGCGGAUCUCAGCGGCAAGAUACCUUGGAGUCGGUUAGCACCUACGUCUCUUGUGGUGGAUGGCCGAAUUGAUAUCGAGCUCGCUAGCGACUAUCUCUGUGGUUUGCGAUUCAGCAAUUCAACUGAUGUGACCGUAAUGGCGAUAUCCGCUCCUCAUCAACCGAAUGACCGUGCAGGAUUUGAUAAGUUAUUCAACUAUUUCACAGAACGGAAAAGGUACGGCGUGGUGGGUAAGCAUCCGUUAGCAGCGGUCAAAGACAUUUACGUGAUUCCAGUCGAGGCCGGAUCAAGCGGAAAGCCUGAGUUCAUUCAGUUGUUGGAGAAUAAUACGCUCGAAGACCCGACCCCCGAUCGAGUAUUGCUCAUGGCUUUUGUAGUGAAAACCAAGGAGUCUACACCUUCAGAACAAGCAACACCUUACCAUUCUGGUCAGGCAGCACAGAUGGCCAUUGCUAGCCCUCUGGGUACUACACCUUUUACUCAAGGUCAUCAGCAGCAGCAGCAAUUCGCUUCUCCUACACCAGGAUCACGACAGGGCUCACAGACGACUCCAUCCGGUAAUUUUGCCGGAUCACCGCCUUUGAAUGGGAAUGGCCACCCUGUUCCUCAAUUACCUCCACAGCAAAUCCCAAAUGUUCCAAGUUCUCAAAUUCAGCCGCCACAGCAGAAACAAAUACCAACGGCGUUUCCUUCCCAGCAACCUUUACUAGUUGGACCUGCCGCUGCGGCUCAUGUGCUUGGUCCUCAAGCGAAUGCGCCUGCAAUCCAAGAGCUUUUACAAAAAGCACCCUCGGCAGACGUUGCGCAAUUGAACAUUGUCCGAGAAAUAAUCACUCGAAAUCCGGCGGCUGCAAAUGACUAUCCUGUUUUGAUGAAUGCUAUCCAGCAGUAUACCUCAACAACUCGGAACGGUCAGCCAUCUGGAGUAUGAGUGUGGCAAUAAGCAGGAGUAUCCGGGCGAUGACUAGAGAGGUUCUUUUUUUUAACAGGCGGGAAUGCUAUUAUCUGAUGCUUAACGCUUUUUGCUUUGUUUGCUAGCGAUGAAAGUCUGAGUAUGAUAUCCCUAUUCAAAUUCUCAUGUCUUCAAUCUUCUUUUCCUUAUGUUUUGACUCUUGGUCUUCCUUGUCAAUGAGGUCGUUUCUUUAGUCUGCUUUCCUUACACAUUAUGCGAUGUUGCUGGGCUGCGCAGGUUAUGAAUAAUGUGUAUAGCACAUUGAAUCAUUUGUACUUGACUACAGUUGUACCUAACUACCUAAAAGGAAGUGGUCUAUAAGAUACUGUUCAAGG
Molecule: messenger RNA, 2984 nt
Organism: Talaromyces stipitatus ATCC 10500
Lineage: Eukaryota; Fungi; Ascomycota; Eurotiomycetes; Eurotiales; Trichocomaceae
Product: PHD finger domain protein, putative
Exons: 3
Coding region: 1-2628 (875 amino acids)
Biological process (GO): regulation of mRNA 3'-end processing; DNA-templated transcription; transcription elongation by RNA polymerase II
Cellular component (GO): nucleus
Molecular function (GO): RNA polymerase II transcription regulatory region sequence-specific DNA binding
Source: RefSeq, a predicted model, not a curated record